CAUGAGUCAACCUUUACAAAUGUUUAGUGCGAGUUCGUAGUAAACUGUGUUCAAGAAAUUCAUAAUGCUCAGAUUGUUAUAUAUUUAUAACAGAAUUAAUAUUUAAACCGUUUGAAACAUGAACGCAGAAGGUUUUAGACGUCAGCAAAUGCACGGAGCGCGGACCGCCAAAAGUGACCAACGUUUUGAUGCGAGCAGACGACUAGAGAUAUUGAUUGACCAAACGACAGAAGAGACGGAAGAAAAAAAGCAUGAUUCAAGAACAAAUGUGGAAGAUAAUAUCAAAGAAGUCAUGAAUCCGAAAGAUGAGAUUAAAAUCUUGAAACACUGGGGUAUCUUGAAGAAAUCCCUAAAACUCGCAGACGUAAUCGACCCUCUCAUAGAGAAGGGGAUGUUUUCACCGGCACAGUGGAUGGAACUUAAACGAAACGGGAAAUCCGAUCCAGAUACAGUCGAAGAUUUUUUAUACAUGCUUAUUAAAUCUUCCUCUGAGAACUACAUCAUCUUCAUUGAAGCGCUAAAAUCCCAUGGUUACAGUCACCUGGCUAGUCAAUUGGAAGGUCAUCUGGCGGAUGAAUACACACCAGCGUCCUCGUCAUCAGGUAGUUCAGUAAGUAGCCGAAAGGUUGGUCGACCUCCAACAGUCGGGAGAAUAUAUUCCAGACAGGCCCUAUCUGGCGCGGUAUCCAUACCGGACCCGAGGAACGGCGCCGCAGGGGCGAUCACCGAGGAAAGGGAGACGACUCUCGACAGCACCGUCAAGCAGGAGGACCUCAUCAGAAUGAAGGAGGAGAUCACGGGGGAGCUGCGUCAGUUGCGUGCCAACAUCGAGAAGGACCGCGCCCAGGACAGACUCGAACUCAAACUGCUACAGCACAAGCACGUGGAGCUGCAAGAGGACCUGGCUAAGGCUAAGGAGGAUCGCAACCACAUUAAGGCGGAGCUUGAGAGCUUCACGGAAACCGCGAAGCGUCUGAAACAACAGAUCGACUCAAAGCAAGCCGAAGUUAAAAAAAUGGGGGAGAAAAAUAGAGAUUUAGAAGGUCAGCUGAAAACCAAGACUGGGCACUUAGAGAACGAGAUUCGUCAGAAGCAGACGGAGAAGGAGGAAUUGGAGGCCUCGCUGCAGACGAAAGAUGCCGAGUACAGGCGGCUGCAGGGCGCCCUCGAGCGGCUGAAGGAGGAGCAUGAGGAGCGCCACGGACGCCUGAAGGCGCUGACGCGCGACAAGGUCGCCUUGGAGAAGGAAGUGCAGCUGCUCACAAAGGACAAGCGCAACCUGGAGGUGAAGAUACGGUCCCUGGAGCAGCAUAUCAGAAUCCUGCAAGAGAAGCACACCCACGAGACUGAGGACAUCCGGCAACAGAUAGACCGGCAGGCAACACUCCUAGAGGCGAAGGAACGCGAGCGACAAGACCUCCAGCGGAAACUGGAGGACCGGGUCCGGGAAAACGAGAAUAUCAAACGCGAGAAGUUGAGCCUCGAAGAGCACCUGCAGAAAACCCAGAACGAGAACGCGAACCUGCAGAUCAAGCUGAAGCAGGCGGACCUUUCCAAGUACGCCCUGCCACCUUUCCUGACAAGCUCGAGGAGCUCGCGGACAGGGUGGCAUCCCAAGAAUUUAAAACGUUGAGUCGACUGUUCAAAUAUUGGAGUUAAACCUGUUGUUGUACAUACAUGAACACGUGUAUUUGAUCAUUGAUUCUCCUUAAAUACUGAAAACAAAGAUAAAAGAUAUGUGUAUUUGUUAUAUCGUUGGAUUUGGUCGGUUUAUAUCGUUCUUAUCGGAAAGCAACAAGUUCAUAUCCUCAAAGAAGCAGUUGAAUCAUUACUAUUAAGCUUAGUUCCUUUAAGAAUGAAAGUGUAGAUAUACAAAACAGUUUCCUGGAUGAUUCUUAUGAAUUCAGUAUUGAUAACCAAAACAUAGUUUAUAUCAUUAUGAA
Messenger RNA from Dreissena polymorpha, 1943 nucleotides. Its product is annotated as myosin heavy chain, skeletal muscle-like. The transcript is spliced from 8 exons. NCBI's taxonomy places the organism in Eukaryota, Metazoa, Mollusca, Bivalvia, Myida, Dreissenidae. The record is from RefSeq and is a predicted model, not a curated record. Bases 119 to 1633 code for a protein of 504 amino acids.